Messenger RNA from Gorilla gorilla gorilla (western lowland gorilla), 1553 nucleotides. It is a transcript of the gene S100Z, whose product is annotated as S100 calcium binding protein Z. The transcript is spliced from 5 exons. Bases 318 to 617 code for a protein of 99 amino acids. Gene Ontology annotation, molecular function: calcium-dependent protein binding; calcium ion binding. Lineage: Eukaryota; Metazoa; Chordata; Mammalia; Primates; Hominidae. The record is from RefSeq and is a predicted model, not a curated record.
GCAGACUCAGAACAGCACUACUCACAGCAGGGCCUCUUGCUCGCUCUAGCUGCUGGGAGGAAAACGGCUUGCUAAUCUCCACGCCCAGAAAUUCAGACAAGAGCAUUCUCCUUAUCUCAUCUCCACAGGAAGCAGGUCUAAGUGUAAUUUCACAAGCCCCUGACUCUGUGUAGACACCCAGCUCUCCAGAAAAAUGCUUUGAAGACAAAGGAUACAGCAUACAGUCCCGUGUCUCGGCUGAGUCAUCGCAUUCCUUAAUAGUGUCUUCUCCCCGGGUUUGGUGGCCUGCUUCUGGAGUGGUCAGUUCUGCUGCCGACAUGCCCACCCAGCUCGAGAUGGCCAUGGACACCAUGAUUAGAAUCUUCCACCGCUAUUCUGGCAAGGAAAGGAAGAGAUUCAAGCUCAGCAAGGGGGAACUGAAACUGCUCCUGCAGCGAGAGCUCACGGAAUUCCUCUCGUGCCAAAAGGAAACCCAGUUGGUUGAUAAGAUAGUGCAGGACCUGGAUGCCAAUAAGGACAAUGAAGUGGAUUUUAAUGAAUUCGUGGUCAUGGUGGCAGCUCUGACAGUUGCUUGUAGUGAUUACUUUGUAGAACAAUUGAAGAAGAAAGGAAAAUAAAGGAAAUUCGUGAAUGCUAAUCAAGGGCUAAAUAAAGUGGAAAGCAGCAUCCUUGAAAAUCAUCGCUCUCAGGACGGGGUCUGCCUGGAAUAGCACUGAAUGUGUUUAGUAGUGCCUUUGGCUUGGGGGCUUUGGAGAAAGCUGCUUGAGCCCUUCCCAUGCUCAUAAAUUAGGUAAGGAGCAGUGAGGAAGUGUCUACAGCAGCCUCAGCCAAUGUGAUAUGCCUCUACAGCUGUAUGAAGUAGAUUCUCUGAUUUUAUCUUGAAAUCCACAACUUCCACAAAAAAGAAAAAUCUUUUACCAUUUCUCAUUAAAAAAGUAAUAUAAGUUUAUUGUAGGGGGAAAUAAUCAAAUGUAAUCUCAUUACCCAGAUAUAAUCACUGUUAACUUCUUCAUUCGAAUUUUCCCUAGGUCCAUGUAUCUAUAUAUCUAUGGUUCAUAAAAAUGAGAUUACACCAAAAAAUAUCUUUUGUUAUCUAUAUAGUUCCAGCUCAAUAAAUAUACAACUGUAUUAUUAUUUUUGUCUGAAUAGUAUUUUCAUUGAUAUAUCACAAUAUAUUUACUCCAAUUCCCUAUUGCAUAUAGAUUAUUUCUAAUUUUUCUGUUAAUAAUACUAAGGGAGCUUUUAAGUCAAUACAUCUGAAUCUUGAAUAAAAUUCUUGUUCCUUCUCUUUGGAUGGGUAUUCAGAUUCUUAAUUUUACAAAUGAAGAAAUAAAGUCCCAGAAGGUAACAGAGAUAGAACUAGGCACGAUUUUCUAUUCUUCUUUCCCUCCUUUCUUUUUGAGAGUUAACGAUUAUUUAAAAGUAUUCAUAAUUUUCUGAUAAUAAAAGUAAGACAUGGCAUUAUGACACUGGAUAUUCAAAAACCACAAUGUCCUUUUACUUGAAGAUUUUAAAAGGAAAUGAUUGCAAUAAAUACCCAGAGCCAACAAUUA